Messenger RNA from Lotus japonicus, 2046 nucleotides. Its product is annotated as phosphoribosylaminoimidazole-succinocarboxamide synthase, chloroplastic-like. NCBI's taxonomy places the organism in Eukaryota, Viridiplantae, Streptophyta, Magnoliopsida, Fabales, Fabaceae. The transcript has 12 exons. Gene Ontology annotation, molecular function: phosphoribosylaminoimidazolesuccinocarboxamide synthase activity. The record is from RefSeq and is a predicted model, not a curated record. Gene Ontology annotation, biological process: 'de novo' IMP biosynthetic process. Gene Ontology annotation, cellular component: cytoplasm; chloroplast stroma. The coding region runs from base 398 to 1576 and encodes 392 amino acids.
CGGGUUCUUUCCUUAGCUCUCUUCUCUCUCUCUCUCUAUCUUCUAUAUUUUGGUAUGCUUGUAACUUUGAUAUUUGAAUAAGAAAAGCUUGUUUCAGUAAGUUCUUCCUCUGAUUUCUCUUCUCUUCAUUUACUCUUCAUUAUUAUGAACUGCUUGCAAAACUUAUUAUGAACUGCGAGCAAAAACUAAAUACGGAACGUAAUUUUCCGUAUUCUAUUAAAGGGGGCUUUCCAGUAAUUUCCCUACUUUAAGUGGGGCGCGGAGCCCCAUAGGGGGGCCAAACCCAAUUCCCACGUUCUGGCUACGGCUACCUAGCAGCUCGCUGUCCUUGUUGCUCGGCCAUACCACCAUCUCCGCCGGCGAGCGCUGUGUCUUCUGGACACCUCCGGCGAGGGCGAUGGUCGGGUCCACGGUUGCUUCAAACCCUACCAAAACCCUCCACAGCAGAAUCUCACACAGCAACAGCAACCUGAAAUCCCCAACACCAACCAGAAUCGCUAUGAACCCGAUCAAGUUCCGAAGCCCAAAAAUUCGCGCUUCCUUGGCGGAAGCUCUCCUGAACGGCACUGGCACUCGUAAAGAAGAAGUUCUCGAUGCCAUAAGAGCAACCUCCGCCGCCUCUAACUGCCUCUCCGAAACUAACCUCCACUUGACAGUUCCUGGUCUCAACUCCAAAACCCGUGGGCAGGUUCGGGAUAUUUAUGAUAGCGGCGACUACCUUAUUUUAGUCACCACGGAUCGCCAGAGUGCCUUUGAUAGGGUUCUUGCUUCCAUUCCUUUCAAGGGCCAGGUUCUUAACCAGACAAGUUUAUGGUGGUUUGAAAGAACUAGGCACAUAGUUUCUAACGCUGUGGUAUCAGCUCCAGAUAAAAAUGUUACAAUAGCAAAGAAAUGUUCAGUUUUCCCAAUUGAGUUUGUUGCUAGAGGGUUUGUCACUGGAAGUACGAGUACAUCUUUAUGGACAGUCUACAAUAACGGCAUUCGUAACUAUUGUGGAAAUGUCCUCCCAGAUGGAAUGGUAAAAAAUGAGAAGUUACCUAAAACUAUACUCACUCCAACUACCAAGGCUGCAGAUCAUGAUGUUCCUGUCACUCCAGAUGAGAUUAUAGAAAUGGGACUGAUGACUCAAGCUGAUUAUGCAGAAGCUAGUGAAAAAGCAUUGAGCUUGUUUGAGUAUGGGCAGCAAGUGGCUUUGGAACAUGGCCUCAUAUUGGUAGAUACUAAGUAUGAAUUUGGCAAGGCAGAUGAUGGUUCAAUUCUGUUGAUUGAUGAGGUCCAUACUCCUGAUUCAAGUAGAUAUUGGAUUGCCAGUUCCUACUUGGAGCGCUUUCAAAAUGGUCUUGAGCCUGAAAAUGUUGAUAAGGAGUUCUUGAGGCUGUGGUUCAAAAGUCACUACAACCCCUAUGAAGAUGAGGUCCUUCCUGAUGCUCCUGAAGAUCUUGUUUUAGAGUUGGCUUGGCGAUAUAUUUUCUUGUAUGAGACCAUUACAAAAUCCAAGUUUGAGGUGCUAUUGACUGAGGAGCCAAUUCAUGAGCGAAUUUCACGAAAUGUUGCAAAUGCACUGUCGUCCUUAUAGUAACCCUGGAAUAUUAGGGGCCAUCUUAGCUCUGUAGUUUAAUGAUCUAGCUCAUACUAAAAAAUACAUUAAAAACAUCAAAUUAACGGAGAACUACCAAGAAGUUUUUAUUUCUCUAAAUAAACAGAAAGGCAGAACAAGCUUUCAUGCUCUUCCAGAUAAAGCUUGUUUCUAGAUUGUCAUGAAAAUAGUUCAGAAAUUUGACACCUUGUGACUUUUUCUCUUUCUUCUUUUGCCCCAAGAACAAAGAGCUGUUUUUGAAGGCAGAACCAAAUGUGUCCUUUGCCUUGUAUUUUUUUCCCUUGUGACAGUACUUUUGGAUUUAUCAGCCAUCCAGCCAGAAAGAAGACAGGGAGCCAUUUAGAAAAAGUUGCUCGUACAUUUUUUUUGUUAGUGGUUUCAGUUAUUCUAUUAUAACUUUUAUAUUAUGAUAACUAAACUUCAAUCUGUGAUGGUACCUUGAAAAGUUA